GCGGGCUGUAGAGGGGAGGGCCCCCUCGCCCGCCCUUCCCGCACGGCGCCCGGCGGGAGCAGCGCCGCCCCGCACGGAGCCGGCGGUCGGGGCACACACGCACACGCGGCGCAGGCGGGCGGCGGGGGCGGGCCGGCCGGGGGGGCCGGCAGAUGAAGAUGGCAAUGUCUGUGAUCCAAGCGUGCCGCAGCCUGGCUCUCUCAACAUGGCUGCUGUCCUUUUGUUUCGUGCAUCUGCUGUGCCUGGACUUCACCGUGGCCGAGAAGGAGGAGUGGUACACGGCCUUCGUCAACAUCACCUACGCCGACCCGGCGGGCGGCGGCGCCGAGCUCCGCAGCGAGAAGAGCGAGUGCGGGCGCUACGGCGACCAGUCGCCUAAGCAGGACGCCCGCGGGCAGGUGGCCCUCUCCGCUUCGCCCGCCGACCGCUACGCCUGCGACCCCGGCACCCGCUUCAACGCCCCGGCGCCGGGCAAGAGCUGGGUGGCCCUCAUCCCGCGGGGGAACUGCACCUACAAGGACAAGAUCCGCCACGCCGCCGCUCAGAACGCCUCCGCCGUCGUCAUUUACAACAUGGGCUCCAGCAACGCCAACGAGACCGUCACCAUGCCCUACGCAGGCCUCGAUGAUGUUGUAGCAAUAAUGAUUCCUGAACCCAAAGGAAAAGAGAUAGUGAGCCUCCUGGAGAGGAACAUCACUGUGAUGAUGUAUAUAACUAUUGGGACACGAAACCUGCAGAAGUACGUCAGCCGGACCUCCGUGGUGUUUGUCUCCAUCUCCUUCAUUGUGCUGAUGAUCAUCUCGCUGGCAUGGCUGGUCUUCUAUUACAUCCAGCGAUUCCGCUACGCAAAUGCUAGGGACAGGAAUCAGCGCCGGCUUGGAGAUGCUGCAAAGAAAGCAAUCAGCAAGCUGCAAGUCAGAACAAUCAGGAAAGGUGAUAAGGAAACUGAAGCAGACUUUGAUAACUGUGCUGUUUGUAUUGAAGGCUACAAACCCAACGAUGUUGUCAGAAUUUUACCUUGCAGGCAUCUUUUUCACAAGUCCUGUGUAGACCCCUGGCUGCUAGACCAUCGUACCUGCCCUAUGUGUAAAAUGAAUAUUUUAAAAGCUCUAGGGAUCCCGCCCAACGCAGAUUGUAUGGACGAUAUACCUCCAGACUUGGAAGCCUCCAUAGGAGGACCACCAACCAACCAGAUAACAGGAGCCAGCGAUAUUACAGUGAACGAGAGCUCUGUAGCCCUGGAUCCCCCGGUGCGGACUGUGGGAGUACUACAAGUAAUCCAAGACGUAGACUCCUUUCCCCAGGCUGGGGAGGGUAACUUCACAACAAGCAAUGAACAGGAGCCAGCAGUCAGCAGCGAUUCAGAUAUUUCAUUGAUUAUGGCAAUGGAGGUUGGACUGUCCGAUGUGGAGCUUUCCACUGACCAAGAUUGCGAAGAGGUGAAGUCUUGAAAAACAAACAGAUCUCUGAGACUAAACUACAGGGGAGGGCCACAGGGAGGGACCGAGUGGACCUUCUAGGAUUUGGACCAGUCACGCACUUGCCUCCGGAGCACUGUCACUCCUGCACACUCCAUUCUGAGAUGGUCACGAAAAGCAAUAGCAACAGUUGUGUCUGCCUGGAUGCAGUUCCAUCGUCUACGUACAUUCGUAAUGUUCACAUGGGAGAUGAAUGCUUCCAGUUUGCCCACGUGCUUGAGAGCAGCCAUGUAACUCUUGAGUGGCUCAUAAAUACGCAACUGAAAUGACAGCUUGAGUGUUUUCUACACUUGUUCAAUUGAGUUUUUGUUGUUUUUUUUUUUUAAGAGGUAUGUUUGUUAUGUUUGUUUGUUUGUUUAUAGUUUGUUAUGAAUAGACAUUCUUUUUGUUGACUGACCCCCAGCUUUUUCAAGAGUUCAGUCCAAAAACCUGAAUUCCCCGUUCAAUGGUUACUUAAUGAUCCCACUCCAGGAUCUAUCAUUGCCUGUUAUUACUUCAUGAAGUACACGUGGCUUCAGAGGCAUGGUGCACCAGCAUCCUGUGUAAAUGUGAAACCUGCUUGCAUUACGUGGAGCCUGGGAGAUGGUGUAAUCUGAAGGUCUUUAUUUGUAGGAGCGCUCUGUAUUAACAAAGACUGCUGAGAUUUGGUUCAAAACAGCAUUAUUCUGUCUUCUUCGUACAGAUGUCUUUGAGACAAGUAUGAUACAGAGUUGAGGGAGAGAAAAAAGUGUCUUGUAGUCCUUUGCUGCAUUGUAUGCUGUUAGUACAGUAUGUUAGUAUGUACUACAUGUUAGUAUGUACUUUUCCUUGCUUAUAUACAUGUAUACCAAACCAUUCUGGGUAGAGAGGAAGGAAUCUGAAAAUUAACAGAAGUAACCCAAAUCAAAACAUCCAAAUAAGAAUCAUUUGUGAUUUAAUCCAUCCUUAACUGCUCUUGCAGAGAAAAGCUUAUGAUUACUUGUUCAAUGUAAAAUUUCAUUUUUCAGUCAAAAUAUUCAACUGUGAAAAAGCAUUCUUAGCUUCCUGUUUUACAAGAGUAAAGGGUUUCUGUUGACAGUCAGAUGAUUUGAAUCACAUUACUGCCUCCUGAGUAAGUCAGCAGAAUCAACGAUUCAUCUUACAUUGGAAUUUCAUGGAGAGGUCAAACGUUUUCACUUGUAUCACUGCAGCAUCUCUAAACACAACCAUUUGGGUUUCUUGCUAUAUUUAAACUUCCUUUUAGAUUUGCUCAGCUGAGGAAAACAGCUCCCACCCAAAAUUCAGCUUGUCAGAUUUUAUUCAGCAACAAAUGUGUUUAGAACUGUGCCGAAAGUUCUGGACAGCUUGCUUUUUUAUUGUGGGAAGAAGGAAGAUUUAUACUCCGUUCUUUGGGUUCAAUUAGAAUUCAGUUUGUUUUAGGGCUUUUUUUUUUUUUUUUUAAUGUUUUUAGCCCGUAAGUUGUAGGGUAUGUUUGAGGCUUGAAAACCAUGAUCCAGAUACGUGCCCUGAUGUUUUUAUAAGCCAUUCAAAUGAACAUCUCUCCUUAAUUAAUGAAAUGCAAGCAGUUUGGAAUCUGUUUCAUUCGAAAAGGACGUUAGAGAUUGUUAGGGAGCGUGCAGCUGAGUCACUCUUGCCAAUAUUUGUGACCCUGUUCCCUGCCACUAUGCGUAAUGCUGCCACUGUCAGGGGGAAUUAUGCUUAAAUUCACCCCUUCACAAUAGAGUUUACACCAAGUACCACAUCAGCCCCACUUAAGCUCUGAAUAUAGUGCUGAAAUGAGAUACAGGUGGUGCUUACACCUCCUAUUGGCCCUUUACAUAAUAGUGAAACGUCACCGAUGACUGUAGGGGGAAGGCAGAAGCUGGUUAUACACAGACAGGGCUCCCAGUGGGAAGUACAGAUGCUGGUAUAUUAUCUUCUGUAGUACUGGAUCCUGGGUGCUUCAUGUCACAGAGCAUCAUAACACGAUGUCUGAGUUGUCAGUGGUCCUUUCACAGCUGCCUGCUGCAGCCCAGCACACAGACAAAGCCUUUGACUGAAUUGCUGGAGUACCUGCCACAAAGUCUUUUUUGCCAGAGGAAUUAAGCUAAUGGACAAACUGACUGAUUAUCUGUUGCUAUAAUGGAGUACCCCGCAGUACAGCACAGCAAAUGAGGUCUGUGUUUGCACCAGAGGCUGUAAAAAAGGCAAGGCAGGACAUGAAGCCUCCAGUUAAUGGUGAAGGGGGUCAUUUGCCUGGCAAAAUCAUUAAGGGAGCUAUGCUGAAUGCAGCAGCACAUCGUAACUGAGCCCCUGCCCUUAGCACUAGGAGCAGUAAUACUUCUCCUGAGUACCCCAUCCUAGAUCCAGUCCCUUGGCAUUUAGGGCUGGCCACCAUCAGGGGCAGAGUGCUUGGCUGGGUACGGUGUUUUUAUGUCUCACCAUAUUCUGGUCUUACAAAAGAGUGGUCGUAGCUCAUCUGGGCUGGGAGCAUUUUGGCUUUUGUUUUCCAAAUUCUACCUGCAGUUCUGCUCAGGAAAGAUUUUUCUCCAUCUCUCUCUUGCGGUGUUGCAUAGCUCUGAGUGCUGUGAAGUGGUCACAAGUGCAGAGGCAGGUCACACCUCACUGAAGGCAGAACUUAGGAAAGCAUUUACGUAGAUGUUCUAAUCCAUCCUUGUUCAGAAAAGCACUUAUGGUUAAUUUUGGGCUUGUACGGAAAUGACUUUAUUUUGAACAGGUCCUCUAUGAACGUAUUUAAACCCCUGUGUCAAAUGGAAAUGUUUUCCUAAAGUAGGACCUGGCUGCCAGUGUUUUUUGUACAUAUGACCUGUGGAUGCCUUGGGAAUUUGAGGUGCUUCAGAAAUAUUGAGACCUCAGAGGUUUGUUUGUAACAGACGAAAGCCUUAAUUCUGCAGAUCUGCAUGCCCGUGCACAGUUUUGCCUGGGUGAAUCUCUCCACUGUGAUUCUUCACAGGGUAAAAUUAAACCUCCUCGUUGGCACAUUUGGGCAAAAUUAUUCCCUUCCUGAGAGCGUUUGGCAAUUCCUCAGUACUGCUGCCUGCCAGCCCUGCAUUAAGCAGGUGGGAUUCAGCUGCCGGGGGCACAGCACUACCUGUUCAGAACAGAGAGCAGCCUUUGGCCUGCAGCGAUGGAGAAACAAAAUCCUCAGGUGCCCUCUGACAAAGAGUGCUCAAGAAUGUAGUUCUGCUCACCUGCACAGCGUGGCUUUACUGCUACAGCCACUGCCUGCUGCCAGGACAGCACGGACAGGGCAGGGCUUACCUCCUGCACAGGGCUGGCGGCUGGAGGACAGCACAGCUCUCUGAGAAGUGUUCCUGUUGCUUUUCCUGCUCCUGUUCACCUGAAGCUCUUUCCUGUUAUUUCCCUAUAGCGAAUACUGUGUGGGAGAGCAUUUGCCAGCUUGUCUUCAUUCCAGCUGUGUUGAAGAAUAAACCUUGGGCAAGCAGAGCCCGUGCUCUGCAUUCCCUUUGGUUUUCAUGAGUUUCACUAAGCUGCAGGUCUGUUUGAUAGGUAAGAGACAUAAAAAAUUGCAUGAGUUCUGUGCUCAUAGCCAGCCUAAUGUGUGUGCAGGCAUGCAGGGCACCAGCUCUGAAUCGUUUCCUCAGCUCAGCUGUUCUGGUGGAUACCCUUGCUGUGGGUUUGGGGGGUCGUGUGUUUUCCUGACUGCCUCAGAGCUUGGGAUACAGGAUUGGGACGGAUGCAGUGCUACAGUUUGUUCUUUAAGCAUUCUACAGAAUUACUUUCCACAUAUGCGUAUGAAAGUACAUUGAUAUGUCUAUGGAAACUGUAGUGAAAACAAGCUGCUGCCAUUUUUAGAGUGUUUCCAUAUGUGAGAGAACAUGGCAAUAAAGAAAAAGGCUUUGUGGAAGCAAUUUGAAAUAAAAAUCCUGAGAUCAUAUAUAAGAGGUCCCUGGGAUCUCGCUACUUUACUUUAAUGAAAUCUGGGCCAGAUCCGGAUGAUGAUGUCGCAAGAAGGCCAAUACUUUGUCUCCUAUUGAACAACCAGUUUGUGAUAUGUUCUUGUUUUGUGGACAAAACGAAUCCAAGCACUGAAGACAGAGGUAGCUCAGAAUUCAGUGUUUCACAACGAAUACACAUUUUGUGAUCCAAAAUCUUUGUUGUCGCACCUGGUAAUCCAGCCUCUCCUCCUACUUGCUGAAUAAAAAGAGGUGCUCAUCUAACUUGAAAUAUGUCGAGCUCAGAAGAUGCUUGCACCUGAGUGGGUUGCCCUGGCAGAUAUCUAUCUGCUGAUCUCUUAACACCUCUAUGGACUUUUAGUCAUUAGUAUACAGCUGCAGAUUCUUCAUAAAAUAUAUUUUAGUUCCCAUUCUGGUAUAACCUGGCGUGCAGUUGUCGCAUAGAUUUUCCAGUCUUUUGCCUUGCAAACUUUUUCCUUGGAAUGUACACUACAGCCCUAAGAGGGGAUUCAGGGAUGAACAGGCAAAAAUCAGAGCGUGAGCCUUUAUAGACAACCUGCAAGUCCUCACUGUGGCAAUUGGUCUGCACUGAAAUGAUGAGACAGGUUGUGCUUGGCAGCAGGAGAUGCAUUUCAGCCCAGGCAGUUGGGAGUCUCCCAGGUUGUGUUUACAAGAGCCUCAUUCCUGCCUGGUCUCUUGUCCAUAGAAAAGCUAAUUUCAAACUAAGCAUAUAGUUUGAAAUAAGCCAGGAGAAUGAGUCCACAUGCCGUGCAAACCAUGAAAAUCAGUAGUUGCUUAUUACCUUCUAUUUCAUUAGCAAGAAUGGAGACUUUUUAACCAUUUGUAGUUCUCAUAGAGCCUUGUUGGAUGAAAGUUUCUGGUCUGCUAGAAAUACAGGCUGGGGCAAGGUGGCUGUCUGAACAGAAGGCAGGUAUGGCUUGCUGUUCUGCUGCGUCCAUUUUGCAGGACUGAAAUGGUAGAGAAAUCCAUCUGUCACAAUGGAUCGCUCCAGCACAAGGAAAGGGAAUUGGUGGGAUAAAGCCAACGCCGUUCAGCCUUCUCUGUGGCAAUUUGUGCUGCCCGAGUUUCUCGUAAGGGGGGUGUUGUUCUAGCGGGCUAUUUAAUAGGGACAACUGAUCCAACACAAGCACUCCUUGAAUUCUAACAAGCUGUUACCUGGACGAAUGGAGAGUCGUGCGGCUGAAGCGCCAGAUGGGCUCCGCGCUCGGGCUGCGCGUGUAGCAGAUGGCAGCUGCGGGCUGGGAGGCGGCGAGCGAGGGCGAAGGCUGCCCUCUGCUGUGCGGCAUCACCGCGGCUCAGAGCCGCUCAGCUCGCUUCCUCCUCCCUGGUUCUGGCUCUUCUUUUCCAUGGGAAAAAAAAAAAAAAAAAAAAGCUUUCUCAGCACGAGCUGUAUUUCAAGGAGAGAAGCAGAGGGGGAAAGAUGGAUGAAAUGUGUUGAGGGAAAAGCCAGUGGAUGGGUUUUCCAUCUGAAAUUAAUCUUGGCUCUCUUGACUAUUUUAAUUGUGCAUCGGUGGAAGCUAUUGCUUUCUGGAGCAAAAGCCAAAAAAAAAAAAAAAAAAAAGGAAUAUAAAGAAGAAA
This is a messenger RNA of Tympanuchus pallidicinctus (lesser prairie-chicken), 6973 nucleotides long. It is a transcript of the gene RNF150, whose product is annotated as ring finger protein 150. The transcript has 7 exons. Bases 153 to 1451 code for a protein of 432 amino acids. The record is from RefSeq and is a predicted model, not a curated record. Lineage: Eukaryota; Metazoa; Chordata; Aves; Galliformes; Phasianidae.